AUGCUAGCCGGUCACCACGGCAUAUGGCCCGUGGUCCCGGCAGUUGGGAUAUCCCGCUCAGCAGACUUGUAUCAUUGGCCAGCAGUGGAAAAAAAAAAAAACACGAAAACCAUGAUUUCUGCUGCCGAUUUGUCAAAAUAUGCAAAGGAAAAAACAAAAACAAAAACCAGUAACCAGAUAACCGGCGUGCACGUCACACCAUCACGAUGCUUUAAAACUCCUCCCAGUCUUGCUCCUCGAGCAGGUUUGGCAUCACCUGUUUUUCACUGUCUCGGGCGAUGUUUGCUUUCCUUCUCUCCAUCCGUACAUCGGGACCAACCUGCCACCCAUCCGAGUCACCAGAAGCGCCAAGCAGUUGAGUGA
Molecule: messenger RNA, 363 nt
Organism: Rangifer tarandus platyrhynchus (Svalbard reindeer)
Lineage: Eukaryota; Metazoa; Chordata; Mammalia; Artiodactyla; Cervidae
Source: the annotation of a GenBank genome assembly